GAAACAAAAUAACGAUCACUUCAUACUUCUGUAAUUGUUGGAGAUAAUAUCAUUGUCUCAUAGUACAAAGUUGUGUUAUUUUAGAUAUCGUAGAAGAUUACAAAAAUGGCUGAAAACUACGCCGCGGUGUUACAUGGACCUUACGACAUCAGAAUUGAAAAUUGUCCAGUACCGGAGAUCAACGAUGAUGAGGUGUUAGUUAAAAUGGACUGCGUGGGAAUCUGCGGGACUGAUGUCAAGUUGUACACGACGGGCGCUUGCGGCAUUGAGGCCGUCACCGAACCUACCAUCAUAGGGCACGAGGGCGCUGGAGUCGUCGUUAAAAUCGGUUCAAACGUGACAUCGCUAGCAGUGGGGGACCGCGUGUCGAUCGAGCCGACGCAGCCGUGUCGCUCGUGCGAGUACUGCAAGGUGGGGCGCUAUAACUUGUGCGUGGCGCCUCACUACUGUUCUACUGUCGGCGCCUCCGGCAACCUCUGCCGGUAUUACAAGCAUGUUGCUGAUUUCUGUCAUAAGAUGCCUGAUAACCUGACGAUGGAGGAAGGUGCAGCAGUGCAGCCGCUUGCGAUAGCGAUGCACGCGUGCAACCGCGCCGGCAUCAAGCUGGGGCAGCGCGUGCUGAUCCUCGGUGCUGGGCCCAUCGGCAUCCUGUGUGCCAUGACUGCCCGGGCCAUGGGCGCCAGCAAGAUACUCAUCACAGACGUGGUGCAAUCCCGACUGGAUACGGCACGCGAGUUGGGAGCUGACUACGCACUCCUAGUGAAGCGUGACUAUAGUGAUGAAGAAGUGGUGGACGGGAUCGUGGCACAGCUUGGUUGCCAGCCUGACGUCACUAUCGACGCCUGCGCGUAUGCCUCCGUGCAGAGAGUGGCUAUGCUGGUAACGAAGACUGCAGGCGUGGUGCUGGUGGUGGGAAUAGGCGAUAACAAGGUAGAGCUCCCGCUGUCACAAGCACUGCUUAGAGAGGUCGACGUGAGAGGUUCCUAUAGGAUUGUUAAUACUUACCCACCCGCAAUAGCAGCAGUGUCAAGCGGCGCCAUAGCUCUGAAGAAGUUCAUCACUCAUCACUUCCCGCUCGAGAAGACCAAGGAGGCGCUCGAGCUCGCCAAGUCCGGGAACGCCAUGAAGAUCAUUAUACAUGUACAGAGUUAAU
Molecule: messenger RNA, 1153 nt
Organism: Helicoverpa zea (corn earworm)
Lineage: Eukaryota; Metazoa; Arthropoda; Insecta; Lepidoptera; Noctuidae
Product: sorbitol dehydrogenase-like
Exons: 8
Coding region: 106-1152 (348 amino acids)
Biological process (GO): D-sorbitol catabolic process
Molecular function (GO): L-iditol 2-dehydrogenase (NAD+) activity; zinc ion binding
Source: RefSeq, a predicted model, not a curated record